AUGUCCCAUAAAACGCCAACAAGAGCAAGAUCUUGCUAUGCUAACAGUUCUACUACAACAAUUAAUUCCACCCCUUCUAGAAACUCAUUCAGACCACCAUCAAGAUUAUCGAUGAUUCCCAAAUCAUCGUCACCGAUUCAACCCCCUAGAUCUCGUCCAAGUUCAGCAAUGUCAAUUAGUCGGCCAUCAACGCCGUUAAUGAAAAGUCAAGAACCCUAUACGGGGGCCAUAACCGUUUCAAUUAGACCAAACCCUAACACAAUCGACACUAAAAGUUGGAGUAUUGAUGAGUAUGAUAACUCAAUAAUGAAUACCAACGAUGGGACAAGAUUUGUGUUUGAUAAUGUAUUCCCCAUGGAUAGACAAUUGAGCAAUAUCCAAGUAUAUAACAAAUCAUGUUAUAACGUUGUCAAUAAAUUUCUUGAAGAAGGAUAUAAUGGUACUAUAUUUGCGUAUGGGAUGACAGGAUCAGGUAAAACAUUUUCCAUGAAAGGGUGUGACACCGAUCCUGGGUUUGUUGAAUUGGCAAUAAAUGACAUUUUCCAAAAAAUCACCGACAACGCCACUACAAAAAAAUAUAAAAUGGAUAUCUCGUAUCUUGAGAUAUAUAAUGAAAAAAUAAUAGAUUUAUUAUCUGGAUCACCAUCAUCUCCAACGACCUCUCAGAGUAACCAAGAUUUGAAAAUUAGAGACGAUGUGGAUUUCGGUAUCAAAGUAGUUGGAUUAACAAGUGCUAAUAUCACGUCGAAACCACAACUAUUGCAAUUGAUUAAAUAUGGGGAUACCAAUAGAAAAACAAGUGCUACUGAUUUCAAUGCCAGAUCAUCUAGAUCUCAUUCAAUUUUACAAAUAAGAUUACAGACCAUUGACUUGUUAUCAGAAACUGAAUUAAAAUCAACGUUAUCCUUAUGUGAUUUGGCAGGGCUGGAGAGAGCAGCAACAAGUUUAGAAAGAAGAAAAGAAGGUUCAUUUAUCAAUAAAUCAUUAUUGGCUUUAUCCAAUGUCAUCAAUAAACUUUCAAGCUCGACUCUAGAACAUAUUCCGUAUCGAGACUCAAAAUUGACAAGGUUAUUACAACCGGCAUUAAGUGGAUCUUCAUUGGUUCUGAUUCUUUGUACCAUCCAUAUGGGGAGUAAUCAACAAAAUUCUCAACAGUGUGUAGCUGAGACAUAUAAAACUUUAAGAUUUGCCGCAAGAGCUAAAGAUAUAGUUAUAAAUGUUGAGAGAAAUAUGAGUCAAAAGCUUGAGGGUGGUGACUCAAGUCGGAUGAUUCAAGAGUUGAAUGAAAUCAUUAGUAAACAACGACAAGAAAUUAUAAAAUUACAAUCAAGUACGAGUGCAUCAUUGAAAGAAUUUGAAAGUUCAAGGAUUAUUCAAUUGGAGUCAGAAAACAGAGUGUUGAUAGAAAAAUUGGAUCAUUUGAACAGAUUAACAGAUUUGCAAAAAACAGAAACAGCUAUUAUCAAAAACGAUAUCUUGAACGAUAUUUUAGCAUCUGGCUUGGACAGUCUGCAAAUUCUAAUGACAAAUAUUGAAGAUUUCUAUAAGAAAAUGACUUAUGAGGCCAAUGAAUAUAAAUCAUAUAUCGCUCGUUUAGAGACCCAAUUGAAAUUAGAAUCAAUGAGUAGCUCACAUCAGUCAUCACCAACAUCAAGUAUACCAAUCUCUCACACUGCUAAUGAAUCAUCCGAGUUAAUGGAGGCUUUGAAAGAACAAGAAGAGGAAAUUCUUAUGUUGAAAGAACAAUUAAAAGACAAAGAUCAGAUAAUAAAGAGUUUAUCACAAACAACAAGAUUACGUCGAUUGGUUGAUAAUAGUAAUAAUAGCACCACCACCACUAACCACCAUAAUACUUAUAACACGUUGGAUAAUGAUUUUAAACGACACACCACAAUAGCAAACUUUGAUAAAGAGAAUUAUGAACCUGAAUUACGCAAUUUUAAACUAAGUCCAAAGAAACCAAAGUCAAACUGUGAUAUUCUAGAAAGUUUUUGA
Molecule: messenger RNA, 1995 nt
Organism: Candida dubliniensis CD36
Lineage: Eukaryota; Fungi; Ascomycota; Pichiomycetes; Serinales; Debaryomycetaceae
Gene: KIP2
Product: Kip2p
Exons: 1
Coding region: 1-1995 (664 amino acids)
Biological process (GO): microtubule-based movement
Molecular function (GO): microtubule motor activity; microtubule binding; ATP binding
Source: RefSeq, a predicted model, not a curated record